Messenger RNA from Lolium perenne, 857 nucleotides. Its product is annotated as zinc finger BED domain-containing protein RICESLEEPER 3-like. Gene Ontology annotation, molecular function: protein dimerization activity; DNA binding. The record is from RefSeq and is a predicted model, not a curated record. NCBI's taxonomy places the organism in Eukaryota, Viridiplantae, Streptophyta, Magnoliopsida, Poales, Poaceae.
UUGGCAGGAGACAUACAUGUCUGCUUGCAUUCCUAUUAUUCUUGAUCCAAGGUACAAGUACGACUUCCUUGAGUUUCUGUUGAGUGACUUUGGAAGUGAAAAGGAGGCAGAAACAUGGAUGGGUGAAGUGAAGGAUAACAUGCAGAAGCUCUUCAAUGAGUACAAUAAAGAUGUUGAGUCACAGAGAGACAGUGGUACUCAGGAAGCGGAAGAUGAUAAUGAUCCACUAGCAGAGUGGGAUCAGUACAUGAAGUCCAAAAGACAACAAUCAAGCAAUGAGCUAGAUCAAUAUUUGAAAGAACAGUUGACACCUCGAAAGGAGAAGGUUGAUAUGCUACAUUGGUGGAAAACAAAAUCUGAGAUAUAUCCCGUGCUCUCUAAAAUUGCCCGUGACGUAUUGGCUAUCCCUGCCUCAACUGUGCCUUCUGAGUCGGCUUUUAGCACCGGAGGACGUGUCAUCAGCGAUUAUAGGAGCAGCCUUGCGCCCACUACCGUUGAGUCUUUGAUAUGUCUACAGGAUUGGUUUAAGGCAGCUGACGCUAGGAAGAAUGAGUAGGAAUUUGUUUGAAGCUUCCCUUGCAUUAUACCAGGCUGAAUGUGCUUCUUCAGCGACGACCUGAAGGGAGCAACAACAGCUGGAUGCCCAGCACUUGUUCAGGGAGGAUGGCGAGUAAGUCUGGGAGCUACUACACAUUAUCAGCCACUGGUUUCUAUUGUUGUGUUGUAAUGCAGUAUGAGAGUUGACUCUUUUUGCAUUUGAGCUAGCUAGGUAAGAGCAGAGCUAAUUUCCAUGUUUGGGUAGCAAGUGACAAUUGCAACUUUCCAUGUUUGAAUGCACAAGAUCGCUUUAUUUUCAG